Naegleria lovaniensis is the source of this 2514-nucleotide messenger RNA. RefSeq lists its product as uncharacterized. The transcript has a single exon. The record is from RefSeq and is a predicted model, not a curated record. The coding region runs from base 1 to 2514 and encodes 837 amino acids. Lineage: Eukaryota; Heterolobosea; Eutetramitea; Acrasida; Naegleriidae.
AUGCAACCACGGAUCAUCAUCAUUGCCACCAUCUGCCUUGUCCUAUCCCUCCUAUGGCAACCACACCAUGAUCCAACAAUAGUGACAGCACGACCCAACAAGUCCUUCAACAAGGAUCCUCGUCGUCUCAAUUUCAUAUUCGGAACCAACGUAAAUCCUCUCAUUCAACAAACCAUCACUCGCCAUUUGAAUCAAUUAUCGUUUGAACUCAUUGGAGAUCAAUCCUUGUUACUCUCCUUUGGUAAUACCAGUACAACUUUACAAUACAUUUCACGUCAAGAAUUGACAUUAUUGGGACAUGAUGGUUUCAUUGUGAAAACGAUCAUGGUUUCAUUAUUGAAUUCAACAACUUCUAGUAACAGCAACAUUUCACAAGUCAUUAUAUCUGUGGAUGGAAAUAGUGGAUUAUUGGCAUCACACGUAAAUAAUGGAGUAUCCUAUGGUUGUUAUGCAGUAUUACAAGAAUUAUUUGGGUUUGGAUUUGCUCAUCCAUUCCGAAUGACACCUUCUCCACUCGUUCAUCAAGAAAAACCUCUCGAUUUGGUACAAUUCUUACAACAACAUCAGAGAUUACCAUUGAAUCUUGUCGAACGACCUCAUCUUUCAAGAAGAGGUAUUCAUAUUCAUACGGAACAUCCUUUGGAAAUGACACACUUUUUGAAUGGUUUCGGAAAUGACAUGUCACUCGAAUAUGAUCAGUGGAUUCUUGGAAUGAAAGAAUGGGAGCAGACUUGUGAGUGGUUAAUUGCCAAUCGACAAAAUAGUGUGCAAUGGAUUAUUCUGUAUGCAGACAAGUGGAAAGAUUUUGCAGAUUCACACGAACGUCAAACGAGACUUUCACUCAUUGUUCACACAGCACAAUCGUAUGGUUUGAGUGUUGGCAUUGAUGUUCCCAUUGUGAUGGAGCAACAACAUGCAUGGAGAUUGAUUCGAAAGUUGGGACAAUAUCAAGACGAAAUUCGUCAAUUGCAUUCGAAUAUUGAUUAUAUUAUGGCAACUGGUGCUGAUUUUAUGGCUACUGAACUUGGAUUUUCUGAAUUCACUCAUGGAAGUGCUGAGAAAAUGUUGGCCUAUCUCAAUGAAAGUGCUCUCUAUUUGGAUUUGAAAUAUCACAAACCCAUCUUUGCCAAAGUUCACAUUUCACAAGGUCAAUAUGUGAAAGAAUAUAUCGAUCCAUUGACUGGAAAGCCAGGAUUGAAUUUUAACUUCUUGCCUUAUUAUGCAGAUCCGAGAUUGGGAAUUAUGCCUCAUACUGUGGAAAUUUAUGCAUUGGAUGAUCCUGCAUUUACUUAUGGAAAUACGAAUUUUACACAAAUGAGAGAUUUUAUGUUUUUAGAGAUGGGAAAACGACAAGUCAUUUGGCAUCCAGAAACUGCCUAUUGGAUUACCUUUGAUAGUAGUGUUCCAUUAUUCUUACCAACUUAUAUCGAUCGAAGAUUACACGAUCUAAGACUCAUUGCCAGACAAAGUGCCAAAACUGGAGUGCCACUGGAUGGGCAAGUCAUCUUUUCGUCAGGAUGGGAAUAUGGCUAUUGGUUGAAUGAUAUUGUGACCAUGCGAAUGGCAUGGAAUCCUCAUUUAGAGGAAUCUGAUCAUGAACAAGCUCUGUUGAAAACAUUGGAUGAUGUCUCACGCUCCUUCAUCUUUGACCGUACCAUUCGAUCACAAUUCAAUUCCAUGACAGUUCAGGCCAUGUUGGAUCAAACCAAAUAUCUCAUCUAUGGAAGAGUGAAUCAUACACAACCUUCUAAUUUAUACAAGAGAGCAGGUAUUACAUUAUUAGAGGGAUGGGACACAUGGGGUGAGUUGAAUGUCCUCGCUGAUACUUGGUUUGGUAUGAAAAUGGAAACUCAACCCUCUAAAUUACAGUAUGAUCAAGUCGCAACAGGUUCUGAUCAUAUGAAUGAAUAUCAACACUAUAUUCGACCACUCUUGUUAGAAAUGCUUCAAAAUUUUAACACAACCGCAUACCGUUAUUUACAAUUAUUCCAGUCAGGAAUUGACCAGACAUGGUUCGAUCUCUAUUCAGACAUUGUCGAUAGUGCACUUUUAUUGAGUUACAGAACCAAACAAGUAUUUGAACUUUUUGAAUAUUCCGCAGCGAAAUACAAAUCGGAUCAAGCUGGACAAGAACUUCACAAGAAUUUAGCAAAACAAGCCAUUCAAGAUGCACAACUCGUGGUGAAUCAUCGCAUUCAGAAUUUCAGAGUACGAGAUCCUGAGGUCAUUAUUGGUUGGAACUUUAAUCCAACAGCCUAUCAUUUUGGCUAUUUAUGGCAAACCAAGAACUUGUACUUUUGGUGGAGAGAUUAUGGCAAGGUUGUUUUGAAUUACGAGUCGCCUUGUUUCAUGAAUGUUCAAGAUCCAGUCGAUAUUGUCAUUGGUGAAGGAUUUGCAGAAAAUAUGGCUGAGGAAUUGAGAAAAUUAUUGAACUAUUUAAAGUUUUUGGAUGGUAUUGCAGAUUGUUUGGCUGCUCCAAUGGAUGAACCAAAAAUUCCACCUUUUCAAGUGUGA